Closterium sp. Naga37s-1 is the source of this 489-nucleotide messenger RNA. NCBI's taxonomy places the organism in Eukaryota, Viridiplantae, Streptophyta, Zygnematophyceae, Desmidiales, Closteriaceae. The record is from the annotation of a GenBank genome assembly.
AUGCCCGUCACCCCCCCAGUCGCGGCUGUUCGCGUGUGCAGCGGCGGUCGCUGUGGGGGGGAGAGGGAAAAGGGGAAGGGAGUGGCAGCGGAACGCUGUGGGGGGGGGAGGGAAAGGGGGAAGGGAGUGGCGGCGGAAUGCUGUGGGGGAGAGAGGAAAAGGGGGAAGGGAGUGGCGGCGGAAAACCAGCGAUCGCCGCCAGAGCACCGCCGCCCCCUGGAACCGCACCCCCUCCCUCCCUUCCUUCCUCCACACCCCUGCCCCACUCACAGUUGUCUCUGCCCUGUCCUUCACAUGGCAGCCAGCCCUCCCACCCCCCCGUCCCUGCCACCUACCCCCCACAGUAGCUGCCGCGGGAGGGGAGAGGCAGGGCAGAGGGUGGUGCUCUGCUGGCGGGGUGCUCUGCUGGCGGGGUUCUCUGCUGGCGGGGUUCUCUGCUGGCGGGGUUCUCUGCUGGCGGGGUUCUCUGCUGGCGGGGUUCUCUGCUAG